CAGAAAGAAAGAAAUUUCCUCUAAGCUUCCCACUGUCAAAACCUCCUUCACAUACCUUUGUUUUAUAGUACCCUUCCUUCCCUUGCACCAAACCAACUUCUUUGUCAAAGAAAAAGAGAAGAACCCAAGAAGAAAAAAGAAAGCUUUUGAUCAGAGGGGAGAUGAGUUAUUACGAUCAGCACCAGCCGCCAGUUAGUGUUCCUCCACAGCAAGGGUAUCCAAAGGAUGCUUAUCCACCACCUGGAUACCCUGUUCAGGGAUAUCCACAAGGGUAUCCUCCUCAAGGCUACCCUCCUCAAGGGUAUGCUCCACAGUAUGCUGCUCCUCCUCCUAGGCAAGAAACUGGUUUCCUUGAAGGAUGGCAAGAGAAUCGUCGACAAUCGAAAAAUUAGCAGGCAGCAACUAUCUCGCGGUGGACCUUCUUUUGAAAUGCUUUGCAGAAUUUAAAAUGUCAAUCAGUGAAGGUUACGAUUUUCUUGAUUAUGCCAUGGUUCGGGUCUGAUUAACUCGUGUUGUUAAAUUCAUCCGAGUCAGAGGAUUGCUUGUAUAAGGAUUCUCUAGGGAAGGUUAUUGACAGAUACUACUCCUGGAUAAUUGAACUGAAAUUUGAGAAUUUUCUUGAACCGUGUGGUUUUAUAAUCGAAUUGAAUUUUGACAAGAAACUUUC
Messenger RNA from Populus euphratica (Euphrates poplar), 667 nucleotides. Its product is annotated as cysteine-rich and transmembrane domain-containing protein A-like. Gene Ontology annotation, cellular component: plasma membrane. Bases 162 to 392 code for a protein of 76 amino acids. The record is from RefSeq and is a predicted model, not a curated record. Lineage: Eukaryota; Viridiplantae; Streptophyta; Magnoliopsida; Malpighiales; Salicaceae. The transcript has 3 exons.